This is a messenger RNA of Exophiala mesophila, 2086 nucleotides long. RefSeq lists its product as uncharacterized. Bases 128 to 1990 code for a protein of 620 amino acids. Lineage: Eukaryota; Fungi; Ascomycota; Eurotiomycetes; Chaetothyriales; Herpotrichiellaceae. The transcript has a single exon. Gene Ontology annotation, molecular function: D-arabinono-1,4-lactone oxidase activity; FAD binding. Gene Ontology annotation, cellular component: mitochondrion; membrane. The record is from RefSeq and is a predicted model, not a curated record.
GGUUCCUCUCGUCCGCCUCAACAUCAUGCACUCCUAACUGCAGAGCCCACAAUUAUUUCCACCAUGCUUUGAUCGCAUCUUGUCAUCUCUAGAGACUCAUCAAGAGCCGACCUCGCCAACCAUCAAGAUGGAUUGGGCUGCCCCCAACCUCCCCACAACAAAACCAAAUACCGUUCGGGAAUCCCCGGUACCCACCGCCACCGUGUACCUUGAACCCAAACUCCGUCGAGAGCUUGCUCGUCUCGACGAUGCCGUCCCGUUCAAUCCUCAAGUCCGGUAUCUGCAUCAUACCUGGGCGCAAACCUUCUUCUCGCGACCAGAGCUGUACUUUCAACCAUGGUCUAUCCCAGAGUUGCAAAAGAUUGUCACCGCUGCCAGGCGCACUAGGAAGCGGGUAUGUGUCACUGGAUUCGGUCAUUCGCCCUCGGACCUAACCUGUACAUCCUCCUGGCUGGUGAAUCUGGACAAUUUGUCUCAAAUCCUGGAAAGAAGUGUCGACAACACCCCUGGCCUGACACGAUUCCAGGCUGGUAUCUCGCUCCAUAAUCUCAAUCUGGAGCUUGCCAAGGACGGUUUCACGCUGCCGAACCUGGGCUCCAUCGAUGUCCAAUCGGUAGCUGGUGUCAUCUCAACAGGCACUCAUGGUUCAAGUCUCAAGCAUGGUCUGGUCUCUCAAUCCAUUACCUCCUUGACCAUCUUACUGUCCAACGCUCAGCUCGUCACCUGCUCCGCGACCAAGAACGAAGACCUCUUCCGCGCAGCCCUCCUUUCGUUGGGUUCUUUGGGAAUUAUCGUCGAAAUCAUUGUCCAGGCCGUCCCAGAUUUCAACAUUUCCUGGUCCCAGUCUCUCUACACCCUCAAAUCUGUGAUCGAUGAGUGGGACAAAGACCUGUGGAAAACGGAAGAAUUUACGCGCGUCUGGUGGCUUCCAUACAUGAAGCAGGCUGUCAUAUGGCGUGCUUCCAAGACCGACGAGGCACCAAAACCACCCAACACGACCUUCUACGGAGGCAGCUUUGGUUACUAUGUCUAUCACAACCUCCUAUGGUUGUCAAACAUCUUUCCCCGCAUUCUUCCCUGGGUUGAAUGGUUCAUUUUCGGAAUGCAGUACGGCUUCAAACCAGGAUCUUUUACCAUGUCUGCCGUUCAGCCUGCACGUGAGGGAUUGCUGAUGGAUUGCCUAUACAGCCAGUUCGUCAACGAAUGGGCAUUGCCUCUUCACAAAGGUCCCGAAGCCAUCGCACGACUUGGCGCAUGGAUCAAUCGUGACGAUGCUGCAGCAGGAAUCCCCAUUUCCAGCAAGGGCGUUUGGGUGCAUUGUCCCAUCGAGGUGCGUGUCUCGGACACGAAUUUCUCCGAAUCCAAUAGCUCGGGUGUGCGACCGUUCCUCGACCCCACUGACGCUGUCGGACCUACCCUCUACCUCAAUGCCACGUUGUAUCGGCCAUAUGGUCGCGACCCGCCUUGCCACGAAACCUACUACCGCGCUUUUGAGUGGUUAAUGCGCGACCUUGGCGGCCGCCCACACUGGGCAAAGAAUUUUGCGUACACGACCAAGGGCGAGAUUGAAGCCAUGUAUGGGAAGGACAUGGCCGAGUUCAUGCGUGUGAGGAACGAUAGCGACCCUGAGGGCAUGUUCCUAGGUGCUUGGCAUCAGCGUACUUUGCCAAUUCAAGAUGCUACCGUUCGGGGCGAAGGUGUCAAGGGAACGACGACGACACUACCUCUGAUGGAACAAGAAGUCAGCCGAACGAAGAAAGGCCUCGGAUGGGGAUUCGGUGACGGACUUCUCUGGCAAGGCAAACGGGCAGGUAGCGAUGGAGAAGGAUGGGAAUAUGAUGGUGAUGAUGGAGAUGAGAGUGAUAUGAAUAUCCAAGGUGGCAUCGCCGGGGAUCAGACUCCGAGUCCGCCUGCUACCACGACCAGUGAGGAGAGCUUUGAUUACAUGGCAAAGGGCGAGGCAAGUGUUUAUGCCGAGCGAGGCGAGUGAUGCCGCACACUCUACAUUUCUGGCGCAUCUCUAGCACGACCUGCUAAGUAGUUAGGGUAUAUGAGACAGUUUGAUUCUAUGGCUCCCUCCUGUUCU